Messenger RNA from Carassius auratus (goldfish), 2276 nucleotides. RefSeq names its product nuclear transcription factor Y subunit gamma. Gene Ontology annotation, molecular function: DNA-binding transcription activator activity, RNA polymerase II-specific; RNA polymerase II cis-regulatory region sequence-specific DNA binding; protein heterodimerization activity. Lineage: Eukaryota; Metazoa; Chordata; Actinopteri; Cypriniformes; Cyprinidae. The record is from RefSeq and is a predicted model, not a curated record. Gene Ontology annotation, cellular component: nucleus; CCAAT-binding factor complex. Gene Ontology annotation, biological process: regulation of transcription by RNA polymerase II. The coding region runs from base 196 to 1278 and encodes 360 amino acids. The transcript has 11 exons.
AACAGGGGGGCGGUAGGUGAUCGCGCUCCUCUCGGCUCGGGGCUUUGAAAGCAGCAGCAGAUCGCCUGUCCCACAGCCUUUUGUCUCCUCCUGGGACAGAGCCUGUGGACUUGACAGUUAAGGAGACUUUCGAGAUGUCCUCCUGUUCUCCAGCGCCCACAGCGCAGCGUAUGAAGGGCACGGGCAGAUCUGGAGAUGUCGGCAGACUCAUUUGGAGCAGGCGGCAGCGAUGCCCAGCAGAGCCUACAGUCCUUUUGGCCCAGAGUGAUGGAAGAAAUCAGAAAUCUUACCGUGAAGGAUUUCCGUGUGCAAGAGCUUCCUCUUGCCCGCAUCAAGAAAAUUAUGAAACUGGAUGAGGAUGUGAAGAUGAUCAGUGCCGAAGCACCAGUGCUGUUUGCCAAAGCAGCACAGAUCUUCAUCACAGAGCUCACUCUCAGAGCCUGGAUUCACACUGAGGACAACAAGCGGCGCACACUACAGAGGAAUGACAUCGCCAUGGCCAUCACUAAGUUUGAUCAGUUUGACUUCCUCAUUGAUAUCGUCCCCCGCGAUGACCUCAAGCCUCCAAAACGACAGGAGGAAGUGCGUCAGUCUGUCGCACCGACUGAGCCGGUCCAGUAUUACUUCACUCUGGCGCAGCAGCCCAGUGCAGUGCAGGUCCAAGGUCAGCAGCAAGGCCAGCAGGUGGCUGCUCCCACCGCCACCACACUGCAGCCCGGACAGAUUAUCAUCGCUCAGCCCCAGCAAGGCCAGGUAUUGCAAGGAACCACCAUGCAGCAGCUGCAACAGGUGCAGGUUGCUCAAUCACAGGCGACCCCUAUCACGAGUGCUCCGGUGACCAUGCAGGUGGGCGAGGGUCAGCAGGUGCAGAUUGUGCAGGCAGCUGCACAGGGACAGGCUCAGGCACAGGCAGCACAGUCGGCUGGACAGACCAUGCAGGUUAUGCAGCAGAUCAUCACCAACACGGGAGAGAUCCAGCAGAUUCCAGUGCAGCUCAACACCGGUCAGCUGCAGUAUAUUCGCUUGGCUCAGCCGGUCUCAGGAGCACAGGUGGUUCAAGGACAAAUACAGACGCUUGCUACAAACACUCAGCAGAUUUCACAGACAGAAGUACAACAGGGUCAGCAACAGUUCAGCCAGUUUACUGAUGGCCAGCAGCUUUAUCAGAUCCAGCAGGUGACGAUGCCUGCAGGGCAGGAGCUGACCCAGCCUAUGUUCAUUCAGUCCACCAAUCAGACGGCCGACGGGCAGGUCACCACGCAGGUCAGUGCGGACUGAGGCUGUCGCCAACCACCGCCUACACUGAAGGAGAGGAGCCACCACACACCAACACCCAGUCCUUCCACUUCCCUUCAUCUCAUGCCAUAUUUUGAUCAAGUUCUCCAACUGGUUUAAUUCAGCAAUCAAAUAAUAAACUUCAGAUUUAGGAUUCGUAAUUUACCGUCCAAAAUACAUGUAUUGCUGAGUUGAGGACUCUUUACUUCAGUGCUGGAAUGAUCAAUGUGUUAUGGCAGAGAUUUGAUUUCUGCCAUAUUAAUUUCAACUCUGUCUUUUGCAAUAUGGCUAAAAGGUAUGAACCCACUGUCUUCCUUGCAGUAUAGGUAGAAUAUGUCCUUGUUUCACAGUUUAACGUGGAUAUGGGUAGAGAUUAUGCUUUCAGAUCUGUUCAGUGAUGGAGACAUUAGGGUGAGGUUUGUGAAACCUGAGCUGGGGGGCACUUCUUUUUUUCUUUUUUUAUUUUGAGAGAUUAUGCCAUCUCAUGAUGUGUAGAGUUCUAAACUUGAUUUAAAAAAAAGCCAUAAUCUACACAUUCUGUAUCUCUGUAGUUUAACUCUGUAAUUCUGUAGUAAUUGUAUUCGUUCAGUUGUAGUAUCUUGUAUAGUUUUGAAAUUUGAUAACAUUGUAUUUGUUAAAGGGCUUCUUAUUGUUGGGUUUUGUGUAUGCAAAAUGGUCCUCUUUGUGUGAAUGUGUGUGAAUGUGUAAUUGAUGUGUUUUCCUUGCGUGUUAUUUUUGGACCAGUUUUAAAGAGACUUCUUUUGCCCCUUGAAACUGAACUACUCCACUGUUACCUAAUUGUAAAAACACCUUAAUGAAAUAAAACCCCUUUUAUAUUAACAUUUUUAAUACCAGUUGUAACUUCUUUUUUUUUUUUUUUUUUUUUUUGAGUACCCUGUUGUUUUGUUUUAGAUUUUUUCUUCUUCAUAUUAUAAUUGUUGGUCAUGUUGUUUUGCAUGUAGUUGUGACUGCCAGCAUGAUAUGCAAUACCUAGGUACAAA